AUGUCCCAGAUCCAAAUUGGUGGCAUUAGCAUCCCUGCUCUCGCCCUCUGUGAUACCGGAGCCGACGCCCGCCUCCUCGUCAGUCCUCUUGUCGCUAAGCGAGCCUCUGAGCAGCUUGAUGCCAAGAUCUUCCCCUUGAGAAAGGAAAUCCCGCUAGAAGACUACCGUGGCCGAAAGGCUGGGUCAAUAAAGCAAAAGAUGGUCGCCACGUUCGAAAUCGACGGCCGCCUCUUCCUUAACCAGACAUUUCACAUCACCGAAAGCGGUCACGACGUCUUUGUUGGUCUAAAAUGGCUUGGCGAGCAGAAUGUCCUUCUCGACUGCGCCGCCAGGGAAAUCGUCUGGCCCGACAACCUCCCCGCCCUCCCCUUCUGGACUUGCACCAGCAUUCAACCGGCCACAUCAGUGAUCUGCGCGUCGAGGACCGGACGACGCGGCGGCGCGAGGGGCGCCGCGGUGGUGUCGGCAAGUUGUUCACGCCCCCGACCCCAUGCAGCAGCGGCCGGGCAUGUCCACAAUGCUUCCUUGUUCAGUGAGACCCGAAUGCGCAGGCCGCAGCGAUGGACUGCAGCGCCGACCAAGGCUGAAAUGCACGUCGCCACGGCUCCACAACAGGACGACGGAGCUUGA
Messenger RNA from Hirsutella rhossiliensis, 630 nucleotides. RefSeq lists its product as uncharacterized. The record is from RefSeq and is a predicted model, not a curated record. Lineage: Eukaryota; Fungi; Ascomycota; Sordariomycetes; Hypocreales; Ophiocordycipitaceae. The coding region runs from base 1 to 630 and encodes 209 amino acids. The transcript has a single exon.